This is a messenger RNA of Mytilus californianus (California mussel), 5955 nucleotides long. Its product is annotated as ras-related protein M-Ras-like. Gene Ontology annotation, biological process: signal transduction. The record is from RefSeq and is a predicted model, not a curated record. Bases 318 to 899 code for a protein of 193 amino acids. Gene Ontology annotation, cellular component: plasma membrane. Lineage: Eukaryota; Metazoa; Mollusca; Bivalvia; Mytilida; Mytilidae. Gene Ontology annotation, molecular function: GDP binding; GTP binding; GTPase activity. The transcript has 5 exons.
UUUAAGCAGCCAUUUUAUUCAUUUUCAUAAAUCACAUGUUGUCGCAUAUAAGGACCAAAGUGCGUUGAAUUAGACAACAUAAAGACGCGUGUCAACCUAGUUUUGACUAGAAACUAUGAUAAAACAUAUUUUGUCUUGUAGACUAAUCUGACAAGGUGUGAUAUUUGCGAUUUCAAAUUCAGAAAACAUACUUUGAUUUUGAGGACAGAGAAUCGUAACCAACGACGCCUACCAGCUUCAGCAACAAAAACAAAGUCAAAAGACUGAAAAGGAAUGAGAUUCUCUAAAUGAUUAAAUAUUAAGAACGAAAUCCAGUGAUGUCUAAGCAUGAAUUGAUGUCUUACAAGAUUGUUGUGGUUGGAGAUGGAGGCGUGGGAAAAUCAGCUCUCACCAUCCAGUUCUUUCAGAAGAUGUUUGUAGAGGAUUAUGAUCCUACAAUAGAAGACUCAUACAUUCAACACACAGAAAUCGAUGGCAAGAUGUGUAUAUUAGAUGUUCUGGAUACAGCAGGACAAGAAGAGUUUAGUGCUAUGAGGGAACAGUACAUGCGGAAGGGUGAUGGCUUCCUGUUAGUGUAUUCAGUAACAGACAGACAAAGCUAUGAGAAUGUACCAAGUUUUCAUACACAAAUCCUUCGUGUAAAGGAUCGAGAUGACUAUCCUAUGAUUCUGUGUGCCAAUAAAGUAGACUUGGUUAGUCUGAGGAAAGUAUCUGAGGAGGCUGGGAGAGAUAUGGCUUCACACUUAAGGAUUCCAUAUUUAGAAACUAGUGCUAAAGAGAACAUAAAUGUGGAUCUGUCCUUUCAUGAACUGGUCAGAGUUAUAAGGCAACAGCCUCCUGAUUACAAGAAAGAAAGACGACGUCUUGGGAAGAAAAAGAGGAAAUGUACCAUACUGUGAUCAUCAUCAGACUUGUCCCACCUGUUUAUGUACUUACCAUGAUUGUAGAAGUUGACAAAUAUUCCACAUAAUUAGUUCUGUUAAUUUUAUGAGCACAAAAAUCUAGUCAUCAAUUAAAAGAAUAUAUAAAUAAAUGUGUAUAAAUAUGUUAAUAUCAUGUGUAUAAAUUUGUUAACAUGAAUAAUGUCUGGAAGCCACAUGUGGACACAUUUGAGAAUUUCAGUGAAUUGAUCACAAUAUAUUUUAUUCCUUUAAAAAACAAUUUAAAAAGCAUUUAUCUCAUUCCUGUAUUCCAAUUAGUUACACUGAAAAAAUAUGAAAGAUAAAACAAUUAAAUAAAAUUCAUUUUUUUCAUAGGGAAAUGAUAAGAUGUUUAAUAGAUUUAGAAUAUAUGAAAACUAAAUCCAGAUAAUACCAUAAUGAUGAAUUCAUGAUCGUCCUGGAUUUUAUUCCCUAUUCCACUGCCUAUCUUGGCAGGGACUGGUAAAUUGUUUUUAAUUUUCUCAAGUGGCACAACCAUUAAUUUUUAAAUGCAUAAUCUGUCUAGAAGGGGAGACAACUGGAAUAUGACUAGAAGUUCAUUGAUGUUUCAAUGUUAAUACAUAAAAGUUAUGAUUAUAAAAUAUUGUUAAGUUUCAGUUGUGAGUAUUUUUUAUAAGGUUAUUUUGUUUAUGGUUGUAACUUGCUAGUACGCCUAGUUAUUGUUUAAGUGUACAGAGUUUGGAACAGAGAAACCACAAAUAUAUACAAACUGGAAUUUUUUAUUAACAAGGAAGAUAAAUGUCCUUCAAAAUUGGAAUUUUUAUGUCAGGAAAAAAAUUACUACCUUCAAAACACAUAUUUGGUCAUGUAUAUUAUUUUAAGAAAUGCAACAUUAAGCUUACAAAAACCUAGAUAAUUUAUUACGAAUAUUUGAUGUUGAUAAAUGUCUAAUUUUUUGCCUUUUUAAAAUUACAUGUAAUGUUUUAACUACCUUCUGUGUUAAAUAAAUCACAACCAGAGCUAAGGACAUUCCAAAGAAAUGAACUGUUUUACAGGUUUUGUUUUCAAGGAAUCAUAUACAGAUUUCAUUUGAGCAAUUAAAAAAGUUAUUCAAAAGUCUAAACAGGCCAAAUCAUAUAUUUAUAUCUAUCACUGAAAUUGAAGCUGGUCAUUUACCUGUAAAUAAUUACAUUACAUAUAUGUUUCACGAGAAUUUCUUAAAUUUGAUUGGCUAACAACAAUUGCGCGUCAUUCAAAAAUUAACCUUCAUAUCAAAAUGAAAUGUUACAUUCGUGAUGACACGUGCUUCUACAAAAAGUGCACAGGUAAAUAAAAGGAAAACUUGAUAAAACUUUUUUUCAUGGUCUUAUUAGCAUAAAAAUGUAAUAUAAGAAAAGAAUGCUUCUUUUUGUAUUUUAUUGGGGUAUAAAAGGGUUGAUUGUGCACACAUUUCUAGAAUGAAGUGCUUGUGCGCUUCAUACGAAAUGUGCUUCAGUCAACACUUUUACAUCCAAUAAAAUUACAAAAAGAAACAUUCAUUUCUUAAAUAACUGUAUCAGUUUUUUUUUUAUAUACAGUCCAUGAUAAUGAUGUUCUUUAUGGUUGUAUGUAAUUAGAGGAAACAAAACAUUUAUCUGACUUUACAAGAUCAGUUUAUCACCUGAUGUAGGAAAGAACAAAUCAUAAGAGUUAAUUGUUAUUAUUAAUUGGAUUAAUGAUUUGAUUAUGUUAUAUUUAUAUUUUUUGUUGAUUUGUUUUAUAUUUUAACUUGGUGCAUUACUCCUAGGGCUUGUUUAUAUUACAUUUGUGAAUACGUAAUUGAUGUUAACCGAUCAUUUUAAUAACAUGUAUGUAAAUCAUAAAUCAUGCUUAUUUUUGACAAACCUUACAUCUCCUUUAUUCCAUUAUAGUUGCAAUAAUUGAAUGAUUAGACUUUUCAGAAAAUUGUAAAAUAAAUUAAGAUAUUGAAGUUAACAACAUUAAUUUGCUUACAUAUUGUAAUCUUUAUGGACAAUGUUUUAGAGUGGACAGGUGCUAAUCAUGUGUAAAGCGAAAAAUGAUUCAAAAGAAAAUGAAAAAAAUUAAUUUGGUUCUCAAAAUAGUUGAAAAACAGGCAAAUUAAACCCUUAAUUUCCAAAUUUAGCUAGUUUAUAACAUAUAGCAUACAAUAUAUGUAACACUGACUCAGUUCAAUACAAUUUCAAUAGAUAAACCAGAUAAAUAUGGUCCAUAAAUAAACCAGAUAAAUAUGGUCCAUAAAUAAACCAGAUAAAUAUGGUCCAUAGAUAAACCAGAUAAAUAUGGCAUAUCUUUGCGGGCGUCAUCUGUUCAUUCAAAAUAUGAGAUUGAUUUAUAUGGUCAGGAGUUAGCAUUUGACCCCCCAUGUGUAGGAAUUUUUAAAGGCGCUACUGGUGAUAUACACAAGUCAUUUUAAUUUUGAUCUCUUGAAUAUAUUUUUACAAAAUUUUAGUCAGUGUAGAGUAAACUAGCCAAUAUAACUUAUACAUAGAAUUUUACUGUUAGAAUAAUCAUAGUUUAUCAUCCGCUCAAUGUUUAUAAAGUUUUCUACAAAACAAAGAUUGCUAGCCAUAUAAGUCUACCACCAUCAAACAGUUAAGAUAAAUUUAGUUAGAAAGUAAUAGAAAAAGAAUCUUCAUUCUUGAAAUACUAAUUUAGGUAAAAUUACUUCUAUGUUACAUUGAUCUCAAUUAAACUGUUAUUCCCUUUGUGUUCAAUGCAAGCCCAUUGAUGUUUGUUUAAAGUCCAAAAACCCAAAGUCUUACACAAAAUUAAAAUGAUUUGAUCAACAAUGUAAUUGUAUUGUGGUGAUUUGAAUUAUUGUUAUUUACGAUGUAUGGUUUGUAAUUAUUCCAAAAUUUAGCUACUAAUAAUGUGUCAUACAUGGAUCAUUUUGCUGGUAGAUCCUUUCCAUAUUUGUGAUGACAGUGAUGUUACAUGAGUAUUAGGUUGUAAGACACCUUUUGUAUGCCUAUAAAAAAACCAUGAAACCUUUUGCAAUAGAUUUACCCGUUACACGAACAACUUUUUACAUUUGAUUUUUAUACUAAAAUCCGAACAAAGAUUUACUGUAAAUUUAUAAAUACUGAAAACCUUAUAACAAACUUUUAAGGAGAACAUGAGAAUAAACUUUUAAAGGAGAUUUGAAUACUAAUAACCUGUGAAAAAACUUUAACAUUAGAUUUAAUUACUAAAAACCUUUGAAAACACUCUUCCAGUAGAUUUAUUUACUUAUAACAAAAAAAACCCAACUUUAUAGUAGAUUUAUGAAUACUGAAAACAUUGAACUUUUAAAGUAGAUUUAUUAAUACUGCACACCUUUAAAACCUUCAAAGCAGAUUUAGAUACUAAAAAUAUGAGAAUGAACUUUUACUUAAGAUUUGAAUACUAAAAACCUGUGAAGAAAACUUUUACAUUAGAUUCAAUUAAUAAUAAACACAAACAAACAUUUACAGUUGAUUUAUAAAUACUGAAACCCUUUGAACAAACUUUUUAAGUAGAAUUAGAAAUACUGAAAACCUCUGACUUUUAGAAGAGAGACAAAGAAUACCAAAGGUACAUUCAAACUCAUAAGUCGAAAAUAAACUUGACAGCGCCAUGGCUAACAAAGAAAUAGACAAACAGACAAACAACAGUACACAAAACACAACAGUAGAUUUAUAAAUAUUAAAAACCUUUGACGUUUUAAGCAGAUUUAUUUAAUACUGAAAACUUUUGCAACAUUUUAAGCAGAUUUAUAUACUAAAAACCUUUGCACAAACUUUUACAGCAGAUUAAACUACUAAAAACCUUACAUGAACAAUUUUUGUUUGUUUAAGAAACCAUAUUCCCUGUUGUGCCAUAUUAUAAAUGAUGUAUAUAUUAUAAUGUUAAAAUCACUGUUGAAUGAAUAAUUAGAAACACUGGUUAUAAUAUGUUUAUAUUUAAAAGUGUUCCUACACAGAUAUUUAUAUGGUAAGGAGCAUCCAUUGUUUAUCCUUUUGAACUUUGUUUACAAAAUAUGCUGGCACAACCAUCUGCCAUGCAAUUUAAACAAUACAAAACAAUUAUUUUACCUAAGUUGAAAUUUUAAUUAACAGAUUUUUAAACUGUUUAUGGCAGUAUAAGUUUAUGUUUUUGUUGUUUUUGUUUUGAGGCAAUAUUACAUUCCAGAAGUUAGAACCUCUUUUGUUUUCUUUUAACCUCAUACUGCAUGUACAUUCAAUUAUAUAGUUAUAAAUGAUGUUAUAGAUAAUUCACACCAUGUUUUAUUUUUAGAGUUUAUUGACACAUAUUAUUUGUUAUGUUAAUAUAAUUUUCAGUCUAUCUCUUAUAUGUGAGAAAAUUCACUUUUUAUCUGUCUUUUGACAUGAUUUUGAGUAGAUAUAUUUCAUUCAAUAAUUCCCAUGAAAUACCGUUAAAUCAGAGGAAGGGCAGUGCAAAAAGUGUAGAUUUUUAUGUUCAUACAUAAUUGCAAGGUCAUUUUCAAGGUAUAAAAAGUUGAUAAAUUAGGAUUUUGAAAAUUCUUACUGUUAUACAGUAUCAAAGAAAACUAUGAAUUAUGCAAUAAUUUUAAACUGAUUCUAUGAGCCUAAACCAUUUUGGUAAAUGUUGACUAUUCUGAAAAAUGCAGGUUGUAAUACGUAUUAGGCUUUCAAACAUUAUAACUAUCAGUUUAUUGUUUAUUUUUGCAUUUUCCUUUCUCUGACUCGAGGAAAAUGUGACAAAAAGUAAGAUUGUAUGUGAACUGCAGCAAAGUAAAGAUAGGUUGUAUUUUUUACUUACACAUAAUGUUAUUUUUACAUGUAUUAACUGAUUUUAUUUACUAAUUUCUAUGUAGGAAAGAAACAAAUAAAUGAGUAUCUUUCAAUUGUUAAAGAGAUAUGAAAAUAUAUGUUGUUCAAAUGUAGCAAAAAAAUGAGAUUUUUCACUUUUACAUGUAAAAUGAUCUCAAUUGUUCUAUGUUAGAAUACAUUUUUGUAAAAUUUAGAUAUGACAAAAUAAAACGUCAUCAAUAUUCAUUAUAGAAAAAAAAUAAUGAAAUAGUCUUAACUUAAUAAAGUCGUGAAAAUUGAAA